Molecule: messenger RNA, 4863 nt
Organism: Halichondria panicea
Lineage: Eukaryota; Metazoa; Porifera; Demospongiae; Suberitida; Halichondriidae
Exons: 2
Coding region: 1232-4681 (1149 amino acids)
Cellular component (GO): Golgi apparatus
Molecular function (GO): antiporter activity
Source: RefSeq, a predicted model, not a curated record
UUAAGUGGCUCAUUAUGUAUUGUACCAGGAGCAGCACUCCUGAUUGUACAUGUAUUAUAUCAUCAUGCAUUGUUUAUACAUCAUCCCACUAGCCUUAGCCUCGAAUUACACUGGCCUAUUAAAAUACGGCCUGGAAUCGAGGCUACUACAGUCACUAUCUUGGAAGGGCGGCUAAUUCAUGAGAAUAUUGAGUCAAUUCGUGAAGUUUGACCUCACUAACCUUAUGUAUUUAACGCCACUAUUGGACUUGCACAUGUUUUUGAAGAACUUAGAUCACAUGACUCUGGGUCACAUGAGCAGAGUCACACGGCAUGGAUUUAACCCAGCUGUAGGUUAUCCUAACCCUUACCCUAGGUUAUAAUAACCCUAAAAUUACUCUGGAUGAUUAGCACAUGAUUUGCAACGUCAAGUUUGAGGCAGAAACCCUGUCCUUUGUGUUCAUUCGAAUCACAAUACAUUAUUGUUCUGCUAUGCCUUCUAACUUUACGUGUUUGCAGUUCAGUUAACUCGCUACAUUAUUUGAUUAGCUAUAGCACAAAAUAUGGUUGUUAUGACAAGGUACUGUUUGAGUAAAGGAAUUGACGAUUGGAGUAGUUAUAUACGUAUCACAGGUUGUUUCGACUGAACCUGGAGGUAUUUACUGUAUGAGGAGAGGCACUUUGACUACCGUAUAGCGCGAAAUUUUCGAGGCACUUAUAUUUCGUGGAUUGGCCUCUAAAAGCCAUUUCGUUGCACAAUGUUCGCGGAAUGACUGCUUACCGGAAGCCACGUCUUUAAAUCUUUGCACGUUAUAGCAGGUAAUUUAACAAUUUUCGUGGACUUAAUUUUAGUGUAGAAUUCUAACCCACAAAAUCCGCGAAAAUUAAGCCCCUCAAAAAUUUCGCGCUAUACGGUAUAAUUAUAGCGGUGGUUUUAUUAACCCAUUACAUUUUAUUACCUAUCACAAAUGGUUGUUUACACAGGCAAUGGAAGUUUUUACUGCUUGAGAAAAGGUACUUUGAUAAUCGCAGUAGUAUAACGAUUAAAAAAACUCCCAAAUGUUACUUUACUAUAAGCUGGUUUUUUUAACCCAAUGGUUAUAUACAUUUACCAAUUUAGGUUAAACUAACCCGUUUGUUGAUUUGAACCCAAUCACAUUUAGUUUCUAUCUAUCUGGAGAGCUGUCAGUCUGAGUGUUGUAGAUCUACAGAGUUUGUGAGCAACUGCUCCAUACAAGAAUCAGGUCUCGGAUAUGAAGGCGAAUCUUCUUAUUGCUAUAUCGGUUGGAAUGUGGUGGGCUGCCAACAGUAUCACGGCCAUCUCUUCGAAGAACUUUAUGAGAGGGCAAAGCAAACCCGACAAGAACUCUUGGUCUGAUGCAAGUAAAGAUUUUCGAUGGCUCGAAUUGACAUUUUUACAACAUCUGAUUGGUGCUAUUGUCUCCGUUAUGUGGAUAAAGCUUAUCUCUAGAAAUUCUAUAUGGCCUGCAGAUGCUUCUAAAAAAACGAUACUCAUAGCUUCGAUUGGCAAUGUUGCCGGGAACUUGGCGACGAAUGCAGCCUAUGCAAUGGUCAGCUCUAGCAUGACGCAAGUCGUAAAAGCAUGCGAGCCUCUGUUCAUGUUCGGCCUGUCUCUGGUACUCUAUCGAGACUACACAGUGCUCAAUUCCACAACACUUUUGGCGAUCAUCAUCAUGGUGGUUGGAGCUAGUUUGUUUGUGGCUUUUGACUCGACUUUUCUCGUGGUUGGACUUUUAGCUGCUCUUUGUUCGAACGUCGCUUUCCCGAUCAGAAACAUUUAUCUGAAGAGAUUGGGCAAGGUUUGGGACAGUGCUUUUCAGAAGUAUGCCGUUCUUUCGCUAAACAGUGUGUUUAUUUUAACCCCAUUUAUUAUCUCAAAAAUGGCUUUCUUCCAAUAUGUUGCUCUCUUGAAAAACUUACACCAAGGUGUGAUUUCAAGUUCUUUUCACUGCACCUACAACUUAGCCUCAAUCUACGUUCUACAACGUUUCACUCCACUAACACACGCCAUCUUGAAUCUCCUGAAACGUGGUAUUGUCAUCGCUGCCAAUCUAGCGUACUUUCAACUUCCUAUCUCCUGGAAAAUGAUUAUCGGAUUAGGUGCUGUACUCAUCGGUCUCUACAUCUAUAUCUACCGAAACUUAAGAGGUGAUAAGUUUUCUCCACCACAGUUACUCUUGGUGCUGGCUGCUGUCGGUUUGGGGUCAAUUUUCUUUAUACAAGGACCUGUUUCAACUGGCUCGACUAUCACAACAACAAAUCUUGCAAGCGUUGUUUCUGAGAACAAUAUUUCUCCUCUUGCUGAGAGUCCCCCUGCUGUCGCUAAUUUAAUACGCUCUGCUUGGGUAUAUGAUCGGCCGUUCUCGCACAAAAUUUUAUCAAAUUUGAACAGUCUGACAAAACGGAAUCCUGUUCUUGUGUAUUGUGGUACUUCACACUGUAUGAAAUCCAUUGCAGAUCUCUCAAACAAAAAGAUUUCCGCCGAGUUUCUUUUAAUUGGUGAACUUGUUCAAGAAACUCCUUUCGAAGAAUGGUUUUCGAAACACUUGUUUUACAAAGUUUUAGCCAAAGCAUCGUUUGAAGAACACCUGCAAGUAGUUGUGGGACUUGGCAUUCUAUGGAAGUACGGAGGAGUGUACAUUGAACCAAACGUUCAACUACAAGACAAACAAAACGUCCCUAUUCCCAGUUGUACGAAACCGUGGAUAGGACUGAACAAUACGAAGACUACUGUAGAACAUUUCAAACUGGCAUGCUUUCCAAAGCAAUACGCGUACAUCAACCAACUCGCAACCGUGCUCAACAACGAAUACUAUAAACCCUCUAAAAAGUAUGAUUCAGUGACUUCGAUUUCAUUCGAUGCUCAAACUGUAGGUAAGUACUUCAAAGCUGAAGAUCUGGUUAUAGCCACCACUAUUUUCAUGUACCGUUUCCUAUCACUGGAACCGGACGAACCAUGGAAUCAGCAUUACGGGACUCUUUCUUUUGAUGCGAGAGUGAAAAAAGAAGGUGGCGCGAAUGUUGGUGAUGAAAUUCAAGACUUUCCCGGUCUGCAAUUCCUUCCGUUUAUGGAUACUUUUCUCGAUCGAGAUAAUAUAAUUGCAACAACAAAAAAAGAUCAAGCCGUUACGGUUUUCCUCAACGCUUGGUGGGGAGAUAGUAGUGCUAGCUGGCCACCCCCAUCCAAUGUCCACCCUCUAAUGGUCUCAAUUCAUAUCUCCCCACCAAUGGCACCACAGUGGAGGGAAAAUGUUGCUUAUACGAUGGAAAGGGCACCGAUCGGUUGCCGAGACACUGUAACUCUUAAAAUGUUAACGGAUCUGCAUGUACCUGCGUACUUCUCAGGUUGUAUGACUUUAAUGCUUCAAGUGAAAUCUGAGAAAACUAAUGAGAUUUUUAUUGUUGAUGUGAAGGAGGAGUAUUUUCAAAUGCUUCCGAAAAAAAUCAGAGACAGGGGAAUCCGUGUGAAGCAUACAUUGGUGGGCCGUAUAAUCAGACAAGAUCUAUUUAUUGAAGCCUUCAAUUUAAUUGAACGUUAUUCAAGAGCUAAACUGGUUAUCACACAACGAAUCCACAGUGCUCUACCCUGCGUUGGUAUGGGGACUCCGGUGAUUUUUAUCAACUCGGAGAAAAUGCCUGGGGGUGGUGGUUCUAAAAAAGGCAGCUCCUCUCGUACUGUUGGCCUGACAACAAUGUUUCACACCUUGGAUAUGUUCAACACUACGAUAGAUGAAGCACCCAAAUGGUUUGCCAAGUUUCCCUGGGACGACCCACCACCUAAUCCCGAUGUGGCGACAAUGAUGCGUCUUCGAGCAACGGUUUGGUACGAGAUUCGUCAAAGACCUUCUCUGUUUGAUGCUGCCCGCAAGUUUGGUUUAAUUCCAUUGUCCCCUCCAACUCCUUGUAAGGAUUGCUUGCAGUUUCACUUUCACUUCCCAUCUCCCGAUUUCAAAUUUACUUGGCAGGAUCAUCGUUCCAUCGAAUCUGUAUUCCGUUACCAUCCGUGUGCCAACGUUCUUGUUCAUAGUAACACACUCGAUAAUGGCCGUUUCGAUGUCUUCAGAGAAGCUGGCUACCAGAUAACAGUGACAAAAUACAAUCGUGAUAAGCUAUUUAGCAGAAUAUUCUCGCUUGAACCUCACCAAAUUGAUUUCUUAGAUGACAAUUUGGAUAAGUUUAUCACCCGUGCUCUAGUACUGUACAAUUGGGGUGGUUUUUAUAUGGACUCGAACGUGAUUAUCACUCGAUCUCUAGAAAAACUUGCGAAAAAUUUCCUUGCAUGGAGUGACGAGUCUAAAUCCAAAAUUGACCUGUCUUUCAUGCGUUUCAAGAAAGAAAACAAACGUCUCAAAAUGUUGGUUUCCCAAUAUGCCUCGGACAAGUCAAGAAAUUCCAAUAUUUUCUCGAAACUAAUUGAUUGGUCUAAAAACAGUAUAGUAGAAGUGCUUGGAUCUGAUAAGUACAACAGCGAACUGAGUGUCGAGAAAUGCUAUGAGAUGAAUGAUGAUACCGAAGCGUUCAAGAAGGAAGUACAUACGUCGUUAGUGGCCGUCUCCCUUCCUUCUGACUACUCGGUAACCAAAGCAACUGGUACUAGUUCUACUAAGCUGAAGUAUGGAACUAUUUGCCAAUUGUUGCUUGGAGACUCUUGUGUCUUUUGUAGCAAACUAUUACAUGUUUAGUAUAGACACGGCUGCAUUUGCACACGAAGGGUUUAGUUACAAUUAGCUAUGAUCUUUAAUUUGGAUUCUUAUAUUGAUAAAUAAAAUCAUGUUUGUUAACAGCAAUGACGUUUAUAAUCUUUAAUUCUUUUUAACUCUUUCUCAUGCAUGCAGCUAUAUAGAAUAUUCUAUGUGUUUUAUUU